CGCGGUUAUGAAGCUGAUCACCACAAAACCGACUGCUCGAUGAUCAAAAUGGAUUUGCAAUAUUUAUUACACAAAAUGACGUUUUUGUUUGGAUAUAGGCGAAGUACUUACUGUUGGAAAGGUUGAAAGCAUCGUGGAAAUGAGAAGGAUGGGAGCGUGGAAACAGACAGCGCUUUGGCUGUUGUUUUUUUCUGUAUUAUGGAGUACAACUGGAGCUCAGAUUCGCUAUACUAUACCAGAGGAACUGAAGGAAGGAUCUGUUGUUGGAAACAUUGCAAAGGACAUUGGGCUGGAUAUUAUACACCUCGCUAAUCGUAAGUUACGGAUAGCCUCUGACUCUGGUACGCAGUUUUUCAGUGUGGAUACAAGGAGCGGUGAACUGAUAGUGAAUGGCAGAAUAGACAGAGAGGCGCUCUGCGGACAAAGCGACAGUUGUUUGAUGCCACUACAGUUAAUCAUAGAGGAUCCAUUGCAGUUAUAUCGUGUUAAUAUAGAAAUACAAGAUAUAAACGACAAUGCACCGAAUUUUCAUACAAAAGAUAAUAUUUUGAAAAUAGCCGAAUCUGUAGCCGUGGGCGCAAAAUUUCCACUUGAAAGCGCCGAGGAUUUAGAUGUCGGUAGCAAUAGUUUAAAAUCCUAUGCUUUAAGUAAUAAUGGAUUUUUUCGAUUAAAUGUGAAAACACUUGAAGAUGGUAAAAAGGUGCCAGAACUAAUAAUUGAUAAACCACUUGAUCGAGAGAAACAGUCAGUUCAUAAGCUCAUUUUGACAGCAUUAGACGGUGGCGAUCCCGUGAAAUCUGGAACUAUUAUGAUACAAGUAAUUGUACAAGAUACCAAUGACAAUGAACCGAAGUUUGAACAAUCGCAGUAUAAAGCAUCUGUGCUGGAAAGUACAAAACCAGGUUCAAGCGUUUUAACUGUAAAAGCCACGGAUUUAGAUGAAGGUCUCAACGGCGAAAUACAGUAUUUCUUCGGGGCACAUACACCAGAUGCUGUGAAGAAAUGUUUUAAUAUCAACACUGAUACCGGUGACAUCACAGUGAUUGGAAGACUAGAUUACGAGGUAACAAAAUUAUACACAUUUGAUGUGUGCGCUAAAGACAAAGGGAGCCCAGAACAGGAGGGCCAUUCAUCAGUGAGGAUUCACAUCAUUGAUGAGAACGACAAUAUUCCCGAAAUCAUUUUGACAUCGUUACCCAGUCCAGUGUCAGAGAAUGCAUCGGUCGGUACAGUUGUAGCUUUAAUAAACGUAAAAGACUUGGAUUCAGGUGAUAACGGCAAAGUAAAUCUUACCAUCUCCAAUCGUUUUCCAUUUAAACUAAAACCAGCUUUUGACAAUCAUUAUUCAUUGGUAACUGACUCCACUUUUGGACCGUGAAGCUAAGGCAGAAUAUGAAAUAGAAUUAGUAGCUACAGACUCUGG
Molecule: messenger RNA, 1423 nt
Organism: Danio aesculapii
Lineage: Eukaryota; Metazoa; Chordata; Actinopteri; Cypriniformes; Danionidae
Product: protocadherin gamma-C5-like
Exons: 1
Coding region: 140-1378 (412 amino acids)
Biological process (GO): homophilic cell-cell adhesion
Cellular component (GO): plasma membrane
Molecular function (GO): calcium ion binding
Source: RefSeq, a predicted model, not a curated record